Molecule: messenger RNA, 1939 nt
Organism: Heterocephalus glaber (naked mole-rat)
Lineage: Eukaryota; Metazoa; Chordata; Mammalia; Rodentia; Bathyergidae
Product: actin, cytoplasmic 1
Source: RefSeq, a predicted model, not a curated record
AACUGGACUUUCAGGCACAAUUAAAAAGGAAUGGGUGAAGAGAAAGCUGAACCUGUUCCAGCCUAAGGGUUGUGAGAAAUAGUGAGUUACCUCCCCUCCAGUGACUCUUUUUACUGGGGUGUGAUGGCUGGAGGGAAGGUCAGGGCUGAAGAGAAGGACGGAGAGACAUGCACCAACCAGAGUUCAGCCACAGGCUGAGUUUCCCUCUAUAGCCAUGACUACCUGGGGCUCGUCUGUGGAGAUGUCAGUCUGGCUAGAGGGAGAAGGCAGAGACUACCUUGGGGCCCUUUAGUCUUGUUGGAUCAGCUAGUAAGAUGGGCCAGUUUUGGGGGGUCUCUGGCUCAGGGGCUGGCUGACUUCCAGAGGUCACUUCUGCUCAGGGCACAGCUCAUGGGGGCUCUUAUGGCAGUCUCUCUCUCUCUCUUUUUUUUUUUGGUACCAGGGAUUGAACUUGGGUCCUUGUGCUUGGGAGGAAGGUGGCGGCACCAUUGAGCUAAACCCCCGGCCCACGGCAGUCUCUCUCAAGGUGGCCUGGCUUUCCACAGCCACAGCAGAUGAGUUUAGCCAUUGGGCUCUUCUUGCAGCCCCGAGAAUCAGACCUAUGCUCUGUUUCUUUUAAAGCUGAAAUUAAAGUGACUGCUCUCUCUUGGCCUCCAUUUUUCCUCUUUUGGCUUCCUCUCGGUCUCAAUUAUGUAUCGAGGAGGCAAUCCUCACUGAACUAUCAAGUGAGUUAUCUGGAGCAAAAACCAUCUUUUGUAGCUUUUAAAAAAUAUCUGCUGAUGACUGGUUAAUAAAUUUCUUUAAGAGUAAUCUGUCCUCUAUUGAAUCAGGAGCUAGGGAUGUACGUUCUAUCAAUAUCUUUUGUAAAUGAUCUAAGAAGGCAGAGGUGUUCUCAUCCUUCUCCUGAUAAAUAGUUAACAACUUAAUAUAAUAGAAGGGCUUAGUUCUCAUCGUUUUUAGACCCUCAAGAACACAUGUCUGAAAAUGUCUCCUAUUUCAAUUCCCCAUCUGGUUGGUAGGCCAGUAGGGGUCUCAUACAGGGACUGCUGGGGCUCCAGUAGGAGCUGGCUGUUCCCCUGGCUGUCCAUCUUCUGGCCUUUUAAAACUAACAGUACAGGAUGAGAUUUAUCUGCAGAUGAACAGCGCCUUGUCUCACCCGCAGGUUCAGUAAUAGUAGGUGAGACUUUUUUUAGCGCCCUCUGCUUGUGGUGCCGCCUCCUGGUCCUCCUGCCGCCGCCGCCAUCCUUAGUCACUCCCUGCGCAGCUCCGGCCGCCCAACUCCCCGAACUAGCCGCUGAUAUUUGCAGUUCUUGAUGGCCACCGCUGAGUCCUCCUCCUCUCUGGAGAAGAGCUACGAGCUGCCCGAUGGCCAGGUGAUCACCAUUGGCAUCGAGCGCUUCCGGUGUCCAGAGGCUCUCUUCCAGCCCUCUUUCCUUGGUAUGGAAUCUUGUGGCAUCCAUGAGGCUACCUUCAACUCUAUCAUGAAGUGUGAUGUGGACAUCCGCAAGGACCUGUAUGCCAACACAGUGCUGUCCAGUGGUACCACCGUGUACCCGGGCAUCGCCGACAGGAUCCAGAAGGAGAACACAGCCCUGGCGCCCAGCACCAUGAAGAUCAAGAUCAUCGUGCCCCCUGAGCGCAAGUAUUCCGUGUGGAUCGGCGGCUCCAUCCUGGCCUCACUGUCUACCUUCCAGCAGAUGUGGAUCAGCAAGCAGGAGUAUGACGAGUCAGGCCCCUCCAUUGUGCACCGCAAAUGCUUCUAGACGGUCUGAGCAGGUGCCAGGCACCUGCUGCAUGAGCUGAUUCCGAAGUAUAAUUUGCCCUGGCAGAUGUACACACCUCAUGCUAGCCUCACAAAACUGGAAUAAGCCUUUGAAAGAAAUUUGUCCUUGAAGCUUGUAUCUGAUAUCAGCACUGGAUUGUAGAAUUUGUUGCUGAU